UCCUCAGCCCCAGAAGCUGCGUUUCGUUCGCUUCGCUGUCCGCUACAUGCGGCGCCUUUAAAAGCCUCGGCUCUGGCAACACGCGGUUGGUUGGACGGCCGGACAGGUUGUAAACCGGGUUUAGACAAGCCGUCCAGGUUGUGCGGAGUCCAGGUUCGGUCAUUGUGGUCGUCUGGAUUUUGAAGCCCCCGCCCCCUCCCAUGAUGGGGUCCGUUAUAUCAGAGGAAAUUUGGAGGAAACUCCGUCCGCGAGAGGGAUGACAUGUAAUGGCCCCAUUUUGGAGGAUCCCGCGCCAGACAUGGCUCAGUUGGCUUCCAGGCAAGAAACUUUUGCCGGUUUCCCAAGUCGCUGCCCCGUUUCUUCCUCGGACCUAGCCCAGGCCGGCUUCUUUUACACGGGAGAAGGAGACCAAGUCCGAUGCUUUAGCUGCCUUGCGACCCUCGAAGGAUGGGAAGAGGGGGACUCGGUGGUUGGAAAGCACAAAAUCGUCUCUCCCAACUGCCACUUUAUCAACGGCGCCGACUUCGAAGAGGGGCGUCCGCUUUCCGGGCUGCCAAAUGGACCCCCUGGAAGAGAAGCCCCCACUUCCAUCCUGCCCGAUUCCGAUCUUUCUGAUUUCGAGGCCGAUUACUUGUUGAGAACCAGGCAAGUGGUGGAUCUCUCGGGAUCUCCGUAUCCCCAAAACCCGGCCAUGUGCAACGAAGAGGUCCGGUUGAGAUCUUUCCAACACUGGCCUCGUUACGCGCCGGUCACCCCGGAAGAUCUGGCCAACGCGGGGCUCUAUUACCGAGGGGUGGAGGACGAAGUGGAGUGUUUUUGCUGCGGGGGGAAGAUGAAAAACUGGGAACCGGGCGACCAGGGCUGGUCGGAACACCGUCGUCAUUUCCCGAGAUGCUUUUUCGUCCUCGGGCACGAUGUUGGGAACGUGGCCCAUCCGCCAGGGGACGGGCAGCAGGACAGAAGCAGCGCGCAACGGGUGCCUCCUCUUCCUCCUCCCCUUCAUAACCCCUCCAUGGCAGAUUUUGCAAAGCGCCUCCAGACCUUUGGGGCGUGGAGUUACUUGGUGAACAAGGAGCGGCUUGCUCAAGCUGGCUUUUACAGUCUAGGUAUCAUCGACAGCGUCGAAUGCUUCUCCUGCGGUGGAGGGUUAAAGGAAUGGAAGGCAGGUGAGGAUCCGUGGGAGGAACAUGCAAGAUGGUAUCCCGGGUGCAAAUACCUGGGAGAAGAAAAGGGACAAGCUUUUGUGAACAGCGUUCAUUUAACGCCUUUGCCCCAGGAAUCAACUACAGAAGAGCCUGAGAAAGUUCUAACUAUUGAAGACGAAGAGCUUCUGCAAAGCCAGGCGGUCCAGAGCGCGUUGCAAAUGGGAUUCAGCGCGGAGGAAAUUAGCCAAACGGUGGAGAGGAAGGCGCACCUUUCGGGCGAGCGCUACCGAUCGGUGGAGGCGCUGGUCACGGACUUAAUCAGUGCCCAGAGGGAUAAUACCCCCAGCGCCCACUUAGAAAACCAUCUGCAGAAAGAUCUCAGUACAGAAGAGAAGUUGAAACGCCUGGAGGAAGACAAAAUCUGUAGGAUCUGUAUGGAUAAGCUUCUUUCCGUGGUAUUCAUUCCUUGCGGACACCUGGCUUGCCAAGAAUGCGCGGAGGCGGUGGAGAAAUGCCCCUGGUGUUGCAAGGUUAUUGCACACCGGCAGAAGGUCUUCAUGCCCUAAUGGGAAGGGCCGGUGGCGAGGGAUUCCAUGAAAACAAAACCAACAACUCCCCCCCCCCCCCAAAAAAAUCCGAACGCCGGCCCACAUCCACCGGUGUCACCUCCGAAAUGGAUUUAGCUCUUGAAUUGGAUGCACAGGGGAGGGGGGGGGGGUUGCGUGGUAUGAAUCGGGCAAGAGAAAGGAUUUUCCAUCCUUCUAUUGAAUUAGAGGCGCUUUUAAUCGGGGCGCCCGAAUUGGAGAGAGUCUCGCGAUCGGGUGUUAAAAUGUCGGGGCUGGAAUCUUUUCGGGUGUUUUUGUCAUGUUUUCAAAGGUGGAGAAAUAUCUUGCAACUGUUGGGGUUCUGGAUGGGUUUUUUUUUUUUUUUAAAGGUUUCUUUUCCCCCCCCCCUCCCCCCUUGUAGAGUUUAUCACCGAACCUGCAAAAGUGCACCCAGAACUGGACGGGUUCGAGCAGCUCUUGUCGACUUUACGAUCUGCGGGCUUCCAACUCCCAGCAUUCUCGGCUGCGGAAUUCUGGGAGUUGAAGUCCCACAGGUCAUGAAGUUGCCCUCUGCACUCACUGAAUAGUUUUCACACCUCGCCAAAGGCCCUUUUCUCUCCCUUAAGGUUCUUUAGAGCCGCUGAACUUGCUCCCCAUCUCCCCAGUCUGAAAGUUGCGUUCUUUUCAUUGUGCUUGCCUGCCAUGCCAACAACUCCGCCCAUCCCUUUUCCAGUCCGAAGUGGUAUAAGCCAGACACGCGAGGCCAACACAAAAAGCUGGAUGACAAAAAGGGUGUGAAGAACGAUUGUAGAACAAGAGAAGAGGUAGACCUUGUACGUUGCUGAUUUCUCCAUCCGUUCAAAGGGUAGAUUUUUCUUUUUCUCCCAAGGGCAGCAACGCCGAUAGCUCUGUUUUACGAACCCAAUCCCCUUCCCUUGGGUUCUGUCUCUUGGAAAGGAGGUGCCAAUCCCACGGCUUCUUCGUUGCCCAGUUGCAGGAAAGAGGGAGGGGGGGAUACCCCUUUCUAUCCCACUUCAAAAGCUCACCUAGGUUUCUCGCGCGAACUCCACAGGUGGAGCAACCGGAAUCGCACAAACUAGGAUGGAAACCUGACUUUUUAAGUUUCACCUUUCGGUUUUCACAAAGGCACUGCGUGUAACUGAUGCUUCGGGAUCCAAAUGUCAGCGGCAAAAGUCCCCGUGACCCGACAAAAGCGCGCCGACAAAACCGCACCGACAAAGCCGCGACGUCAAAAGCGCGCCCCACAAAAGCGCAAUUAGGAUUAGGGUUAUAACGUUUUCGCAUCCCACUAUGUUGUUCGUUGAUGGCGGGAUUUUGACAUCGCGUUUUUGUCGGCGCAGUUUUGUCUAGCGCGCAUUUGUCAGUGAACCAAAGUCCCGACUUUGGACAACGAGGCACAGUUGGUCGGGCAUUUCCUUGUUCCUUUCCCUCUGUAGAUUCGUCCGAUGGAUGAAGCAGAGUUUUUGAGUUUUUAAUCAUUUAUGGGUAGAACCGAGCUGCUGUUCUGCCCUAUAGCGGAUUUCCCCCCCUGAAAUAAAAGGAUGCAUCAGGUAGAUGAUUGAUGUCGGGUCUAUGUGGCUUUGAGAAAACACUCUGAUAAGCGGAGGGAAUGCCUGAGAAAUGGAUGCCACCCUUUAAUUCAGGAGUUAAGGUGGUCUUUGUUUCCCCCCCCCCUUGCAUUAGAUACUAAUGUUUGGUAGCAAAACAUAAAAACCGAAUGCCACAUUAGUGGAUUUUGAUCCCUGUUGCCUCUUUAUGGAGGAAAGAGUGAAGAGCGGGGAACACAUUGAAAUAAGAGAAGAAGAAAUGGGAUGUCUGGUUUUUUAAAUUCUACUUCUUCGCCUUCCUGAAAUUGCUUGUAGGGAUUAUUGUUAGGAUGCAAAAAAAAAAAAUCAUCUCUCCAGCAGCCGAGGAUAAUAUACCCCCUUUUCGAGAUUAAAAUAUUCCUCCUCUUCCUCAUUUGGGGCUUCCCGAUCAGGGAAAUAAAUCCCACCUGCUUUCCUAGUAAAUAAAUCCAUAUUUUUGCUACUCCUAUCUCGCUUAAAACGAUCUAGCUCUCUUCGACCUUAUUCGUUUCUUCCUUUUUAAAAAACAACCGCGGCAUUUUUUAAAAUUUAUUGACAUAUUUAUUUUGAAAACUUGUUUUUUUAAAAAAACCACUUUUCGUGGCACGAAGCGAGAUGGCUUGAAGCAGGUGUCACAAUGGAGCACGGGGUGGGGGGGGGGGAAGGCUUUUUAUGUGGUCUCUUUUGUAAGAGUUGUGGGUGCAGGAAGCCGCUCUUGUCGUUUUUGGCUUUGUGCUUGUUAAAACACUACAUUUCCCUUCACAGCCCAAAGGGGUGGAUUUACAACUUCGGCUGACACUUUAUGGCGAUUGCAGGGGAAACCAGAAGCUGACAGUUUGAACUUCAUUCGGAAUGCUGCUAAAAAAUCACACACACACAACUUCCUUUCCAACUAGCAAAACCAGAUAGUUUUAAGGAAGGGUGGGUGGGUGGAGAAUGCUUUAAGGACCUGGAUGGUGCCAGUUUUUAUUUUUUUUAAAGUCUUAAUUUGAUUUGGAAGGGGGGGGGGAGUUUCCCUGAUCUGCCCCACUUAUUUUACAGUUAUUUAUAAGCGGCAUAAUUUGAAGGGGAUCUAACACAGCUCUACCUCCCAUGGCCAGAUCUCCCAUUGCCAAUUAAAACAUGGCAAAGAGGUUUGUGUGUGUGUGGAGGGGAGGGGGAACGACUCAACUGUUAUCACCCCCCCACACACACAUACACAUCUUUGUGGGUUUUGUUUUAAACCCUUUGUUCACUUAAAGCAGUGGUUCCCAAACUUGGCAACUUUAAGACUUGUGGACUUCAACUCCCAGAAUUAUCCAGCCAGCAGGAGAAUUCUGGGAGUUGAAGUCCACAAGUCUUAAAGUUGCCAAGUUUGGGAACCACUGACUUAGAGAAUAGCAAGGACUUGUUUUACAUGGGAAGCUGGGGUGGGGGUGGGGGGUGCUGUUCUUCACGACAAGUCGACUUUUUUUUUCACCCCUUAAAAAAAAAAAGGUUCACAAAUGCAUCUGGGGAAGUUUUAGGAGCUAUGCAUACGUUGUGUGUAAUGCAACACGGAAACAUGGAAUUUUGGAAACUGGGUUGUAAAUGAUGACUGUUGCAGAGCAAAAAGAUAGAAAUUGUUGACUUGAGAAAUUAUAUUCCAACGUGUUAAGAAAGAUUUAUUUUUUUAGAUGUACUACAAGGACUUAAUAUAAUCAUAGAAUUGUUUUGCAGUUAAAACUCAAGUGACUAUUUUUAAUAAAGUGAUUUAUUAUUUUA
Thamnophis elegans (Western terrestrial garter snake) is the source of this 5019-nucleotide messenger RNA. It is a transcript of the gene XIAP, whose product is annotated as X-linked inhibitor of apoptosis. The record is from RefSeq and is a predicted model, not a curated record. The transcript has 7 exons. Bases 257 to 1711 code for a protein of 484 amino acids. NCBI's taxonomy places the organism in Eukaryota, Metazoa, Chordata, Lepidosauria, Squamata, Natricidae. Gene Ontology annotation, cellular component: cytoplasm; nucleus.